This is a messenger RNA of Styela clava, 1697 nucleotides long. RefSeq names its product monoacylglycerol lipase ABHD2-like. Gene Ontology annotation, biological process: steroid hormone receptor signaling pathway; acylglycerol catabolic process; medium-chain fatty acid catabolic process. NCBI's taxonomy places the organism in Eukaryota, Metazoa, Chordata, Ascidiacea, Stolidobranchia, Styelidae. The record is from RefSeq and is a predicted model, not a curated record. Gene Ontology annotation, molecular function: acetylesterase activity; monoacylglycerol lipase activity. Gene Ontology annotation, cellular component: sperm plasma membrane; sperm flagellum.
UACAUAUCAUAUAACUAAAAAAUUACAAGUAUGUUUCAAAUAAUUGCUUGUAUCUUUAUAAUUAUUCAAAUAAUUCGUUUUCUACGACUGUUUGAAGCAUGCACACCUCCAAAGUUAUAUCAUUCUGGGACCAACUUUGCUUCGAAAGUUCUGAAGAGAUGUCCAAGCUUGACUCAAGUAUAUGAGCCUCCUGGUAUAUGGGGAAAAUGCGGACAUAUACAAACAUUUUUCUAUGGAAAAAUUGGAAGAUUCAACACUCCACUGCCUUUAGGAGAAAGAUUUUAUAAAACGCUACCUAGUAAAGAAACAAUCACUUAUGAUAUAUUUCAACCUUUGAACGACCAUAAAACUCGAGGCGAUUACACAAUUCUUGUUUGUCCUGGUAUUGCAAAUUCGUCAGAGAAAUCAUACGUAAGAACUUUUGUAAAAUAUGCAACAGAAAGCGGAUUUCGUGUCUGUGUUUUGAAUCAUAUUGGAUCACUUGCGAAUGUCAAACUAACAUCACCCAAAAUUUUUACAUAUGGAGACACAAGAUAUUUUGCAUCGAUGAUAGAAACGGUUGAAAAAAUGUACAGCGAUUCUACUUUCCUAAUUGUUGGGUAUAGUAUGGGUGGUAAUAUUGCAAUGAAAUAUCUUGGUGAAAACAGCGAACGUCAGAAAAAAAUAUUAUGUGGUGUAAGCUUGUGCCAAGGAUAUGAUGCAGUCAGGUCCACUGAACCAAUGAAAAUUGGAUACAGACGGGUGAUUUAUAAUAGAAUGAUAACCACAAAUAUAAAGAAAAUCAUUAGACCUCAUUGGGAUGAUUUAUUUAGUUCUGGCGAUUCAAACCAACAAUCCGCAAAUUAUGAUGCAGAUCAAAUUCGCUCCGCCAAAUUCCUGCAUGACAUUGAAGAUGGCCUUUUAAGGCGAAUUGAUGGACAUGAAAGUGUUUAUGCUUAUAUGGAUAAAGCAGGAUGUUGUCAUGUUAUUGAUAAGGUUAAUAUUCCGGUUCUCCUCGUUAAUACAGAAGAUGAUCCAGUUGUUGUAAAUGAUGUUCAUGAUAUUCCAAAAAAUUAUAGUGAGUCACACCCAGAAGCCAUAUUUGCAACAUAUAAGUUCGGUGGCCAUCUUGGAUAUUACACUGGAUCAUGGUAUAAACCUGACGACGUAACACUGGUAGAGAAAAUGAUUAUUGAAUAUAUUGAUUCCAUUAUUGAUAUACGCCAGAAGAAAGUUCAUGCAGACUAAUUAAAAAUUUAUUGACAAUAUGCAUAAAACAUGACACUCAAAUUCUUAUACCCGUCAAUUAAUAUAACAGUUUUUAAUUUUUUGUGUUAAAAUAUUGUCAAAAAUACACAUCUCAUGGGUCAUCCUUUCUAUGAAUAAGGCUACAGAUACAUACAUACGAUUAAACGACGACGGAAGACUAAACUUACCAAAAAGCAAUUAUUUAGAUAAAAAUGCAUGCAGAUGGUCAGGAACCACUGCUCUAGAUCACUUUGUUAGAUAAAUUAGGUUAGCAAUACCAAUGCUGCUAUUUCCCUCAGCAUUUGUCUGAGUACUUAUCAAUGCCAAACAUAGAAAGUAUUUGAAUCCUCAAAGUCUUCGAUUUUUAUAUAUUCUUGUAUUCAGUUAUUAAUCAAUACACACUUUUACUAAGGUUACCUUAUGACCAAAUGUAGAUAGUUUGUACAACAUUUUAAUUUCCCUUAUUUUGC